AUGGGUUCUGAUGAAAUCAAAUCGACAGUGGACACGGAGAAAUCGACCGUGCCUGCAGGAAGCUCCACCACGACAAAGAGUUGUUGGAUGACUCAAGUUGUGCUGAGAUUAGUUCUGUUUGCAGCCACUUUGACAUCAAUUUUGGUUAUGGUUACGAGUAAACAAAGCAAAACUAUCCCUGGAGUUCCCAUUCGUAUUCCUGAUGCUAAGUUCUCGGGCUCACCUGCUUUUAUAUACUUUGUGGUAGCAUUAUCGGUGGCUUGCUUUUACAGCAUCCUAACAACACUUGCCACCGUAUUUGCUUUCAAGAAGCCUGCCUUUUCCUCUGCGAUUCUCUUGUUAAAACUUGCCAUUAUGGAUGCGGUGAUGUUGGGGAUAGUGGCCUCAGCGACCGGAGCCGGAGGUGGAGUAGCUUACAUUGGUCUUAAAGGAAACAAAGACGUGAGAUGGGGCAAAAUCUGUCAUAUGUACGACAAGUUUUGCCGUCACGUCGGUGGCGCUAUCGCCGUCUCAUUGGUGGCUUCGGUCAUCCUCCUCCUCCUCUCUAUCAUCUCUGUUCUCUCCCUCUACAAGAGAAUCCGUUGA
Molecule: messenger RNA, 585 nt
Organism: Microthlaspi erraticum
Lineage: Eukaryota; Viridiplantae; Streptophyta; Magnoliopsida; Brassicales; Brassicaceae
Source: the annotation of a GenBank genome assembly